Xiphophorus couchianus (Monterrey platyfish) is the source of this 5882-nucleotide messenger RNA. RefSeq names its product S-phase cyclin A-associated protein in the ER (gene scaper). NCBI's taxonomy places the organism in Eukaryota, Metazoa, Chordata, Actinopteri, Cyprinodontiformes, Poeciliidae. Gene Ontology annotation, molecular function: nucleic acid binding; zinc ion binding. The transcript is spliced from 31 exons. Bases 361 to 4722 code for a protein of 1453 amino acids. The record is from RefSeq and is a predicted model, not a curated record.
GAGGGGAGCUGUAAACAUAGGAAGCUGCAUACAGUAGCUAGUAGAGGAGACUGGCAGACAACAAGUCAGGCCUGAGAAGUGGCUGCUAACUCAGCAGAGUGCCAAGGGCUCAGGCUAGAUUAUUGAAAGACAGCUCUGGACAGAAUAGUGGAAGGGGAAGGAAGGAAUGAUGGGCCAUUCUCUGCUUGUCUCUCUCAAUCGCCUUUGAGAGAGGAGUUGGCACAGCUGGGCAAGAUGAUAUAGCAGAGUGGACUACACAGUGGGCGUCUAUUUUGGUCCUGCUGUCAGACAACGAUGUCACCUUGGACAAAUGGCAGUGCCGGUUAGAAGGAACAGGUUGCACGGAAUGGGCUACUAAGUAUGUCAGGAGUGGAUAAAGACGAGGAACCCGCUCACAGACUCUACUUCUACUCUACCUCCUUUCAGCGUUCCAACAGCCACGACAAAGUGCGAAAAAUAGUUGCAGAAGAGGGUCGCACUGCUCGGAAUUUGAUCGCCUGGAGUGUCCCUUUGGAGACCAAAGAGGAGGAAGCAAAAUCCAAAGGCUGUGCCAGCAGCUGUUCAAAGCCUCAAAGGGUCAACGCUGGACAACCGAAGAAUAAAAAACAGAAUGCUGGUGUGGAAAGUAAGAGCACAUCUGGAACCGUAUUGGACAAGGGUACUGACAAGAGCCCCACCAAAGCCAGACAGCCCCGCAAAGUGGACCUGCGUGCUCGAUACUGGGCAUUCCUCUUCGACAACCUGCGUCGGGCAGUGGAUGAGAUUUACGUCACAUGCGAAUCUGAUCAAAGUGUCUUAGAAUGCAAGGAGGUGUUGAUGAUGUUGGACAACUAUGUUCGGGAUUUCAAAGCACUCAUAGACUGGAUUCAGCUUCAGGAAAAAUUGGAGAAAACAGAUGCCCAGAAUAGACCGACUUCUUUAGCGUGGGAGGUGCGAAAGAUGUCCCCUGGACGCCAUGUAAUGCCAAGUCCCACUGCAGACAGAAUAGUACCAUCUUCAGGUACACGUCGCACCCUAAACUUUGGUAGUACUCCACCAGCUCUGGCCGCCGCUCGGCUCUCCCACACAGGGCCCAGCUGGGCGGACAGAGUAAAGUGCACUCAGGCCACCCACAGCACCAGUCAACCAACCACAUUACCAGCAGAAAAACCGAGUAAAAAAGAUGCAGAAGGCUGGGAGACGGUGCAGCGGGGACGGACUGCCAAACCCCGCUCUGCUUCCAUGGUUGCCAAGGUCAGUCCUGUCUUGGCCCAUGUCCCCGCUAAGCAGGACAGCGCCAAGUGUAAUCGGUCACAUCUACCACCACAGGAACAGCCACAGCGCCGUCCUGUGUGUCCCUCGGACAAGGACAUGACCCAAACUGACUUCAGGCAGCAAGUUACUGAGGAGCCUGUCCCAGUGGAGGAGGUUGAACAUCCACAAAAUGGACACAUAAUGGAGCCUCCAGCAGAGCCUAUACAACACUCAGAGCACUGUGUCGACGCACCCUGUGAAGACGUGCCUCCCCCUGUAGCAUCACUUGUCCCAUUCCAGGCCACAGAGUGCCCCCAGUCCAAAGCCCCAGUCCCACCAACAGACUCUAUUACUAUGUCAAUCCCAGUCUGUGCUCAGACCAUUACAGCAUCCGUCGACAUGCACCAGACGAAUGGGCUCAGUAGUAUGUUGGCCUCUGGGGACGCUGGAGCUGAGGGAGGCGCGUCACAGGGCAUGACAACAUCUGCUCCAGGACGGGCCGAGGCUCCCAUGGCAGCGGUGAAACUGGAGAGUGUGCUGGACCCCACAGAGCUUUCUACUCCUCAGUCAAUGGCAGAGGUUCUGGCCAAGAAAGAGGAGUUGGCGGACCGGCUGGAGAAGGCCAAUGAGGAGGCCAUAGCCAGUGCCAUCGCUGAAGAGGAGCAGCUGACCAGAGAGAUUCAGGCAGAGAAUAACGACCUGGAAACUGACAAUGAAAGUGAUUUUUCUGCUAACAGUUGUGGGGUUUAUGGAGGCAACAUCGAUUGGAGCGAUAUGUUGGCUGAAUUUGAUGCUCGAGAAUCUUGGCGUCAGAGUACCUCUUGGGGGGAUAUGGUAGAGGAAGAGCCGGCCCGCCCUCCUGGACAUGGAAUCCACAUGCAUGAGAAAUUGUCCUCUCCAUCACGCAAAAGAACAAUUGCGGAGUCAAAGAAGAAACACGAGGAGAAACAACUGAAGGCACAGCAGCUGAGGGACAAACUCCGUGAGGAAAAGACGCUCAAGUUGCAGAAGCUCAUGGAGAGAGAAAAGGAUGUGCGAAAAUGGAAAGAGCAGUUGUUGGACCAGCGUCGGAAGAUGAUGGAAGAAAAGCUUUUGCACGCCGAGUUCAAGAGAGAGCUGCAACUCCAGGCCAUUGUGAAGAAAGCUCAAGAAGAAGAGGCCAAGGUGAAUGAAAUAGCUUUCAUCAACACUCUGGAAGCCCAGAAUAAGAGGCACGACGCCCUAGCCAAGUUAAAUGAAUAUGAACAACGCCUUAAUGAGCUGCAGGAAGAAAGGCAGAGAAGACAGGAAGAGAAGCAGGCUAGAGAUGAGGCAGUGCAGGAACGCAAGCGGGUCUUAGAAGCAGAGCGGCAGGCAAGAGUGGAGGAGCUGCUUACGAAGAGGAAGGAGCAGGAGGCUCGUAUCGAGCAGCAGCGGCAGGAGAAAGAGAAAGCCAGGGAGGAUGCAGCAAGGGAAAGGGCCAGAGACCGAGAGGAGCGUCUGGCUGCUCUUAGUGCCGCCCAGCAAGAGGCCAUGGAGGAGCUUCAGAAGAAAAUUCAAAUGAAGCAUGACGAGAGCAGCCGAAGGCAUAUGGAGCAAAUAGAGCAAAGAAAAGAGAAAGCUGCUGAGCUCAGCAGUGGUCGACAUGCGAACACAGACUACGCCCCUAAACUGACACCUUACGAGCGCAAGAAACAGUGCUCACUUUGUGGUGUUGUGAUCACCUCAGAGGUGCACCUGUUCAGCCACACCAAGGGCAAGAGGCACCAGCAGGCCGUGCGAGACAGUAGCAGCAUCCAAGGCCGGGAGCUCUCUGAUGAGGAAGUGGAGCAUCUCUCCUUAAAGAAGUAUAUUGUGGACAUACUGACAGACAGCUCCGUCUCCUCUGAGAGUGUGAAGGAUGGUGAAGAGCGCCAGAAAGCGAGGAAGAAAGCAAAGAAGCUUCGUGCCAGAAUGAACUCCAGAGCGAAGGAAUAUGAGAAUUCAAUGGAGGCAAAGAAUCAGGUUCUUGACUCCCCAUACAAAGCCAAAUUGCAGCGUUUAGUUAAAGACCUACUGAAGCAGCUGCAGGGCCAAGAUGGAGGACAGUGGGCCAACAACAAAGCAUCUGGACUGGACAGAACUCUGGGAGAAAUCUCUCGUAUCUUAGAGAAACGGAAUAAUGCAGACCAAGUGGCCUUCCAAGUGGGCGGUGGCCUGAGUGCUUUGGAGCAAAUUUUGCAGGUCAUCACUUCUGUUACCACACCCACUGCAGUCCCACGUAUUCCUAUCAAAUCUCUCUGUGCUGCUGUAAAUACCUACUGUCUGGUAUGUUCCUCCUGUACCUUCAACUGCAGUUAUGUGCUCUUUAGCAACAAGAUAGUCUUCCUCAUGGACCUGCUGCUUCACCAACUAACACUGUAUGUUCCAGAUGAAGACAAAUCCAUUUUUGGCUGCAGCAUAAACAGACAGGUCUUUGAAGGGCUCACAACAGGCCUGCUUCAGACCAUUGCUGCCAUUUUGAAGCCCCUGUUUCUCUGCGUUGUUGAGUCGGGCCAAUGUGAAAACUUUUGGAUUUCAUCUUCAGGUGCCAAGGUCAAUAGCUCUGCUGUAGAGUCCUACAGCACUCGACUUCAAGAUCUUAUCAGUUAUGUAGUAAACAUGGGCUUAAUUGACAAGUUGUAUGGAUGCUUCCUGUCAGUCCAAAGCCCUAUAGAUGAGCACCCCAAGAUGUCUGCUUUUCUGGAGCAAGCCUCAUCUCUGCUGAACCGAAUGUGUGAGCUGUGCUUUGUCGUAACUGGACGGGCUCCCAAUAUUUUUGACAAUAAACGGCAGGAUCCAACUGGACUAACAGCCGUUUUGCAGUCCACUGACCUGGUGGGAGUGGUGCAUACCCUUUAUUGCAUCCUGCUGCACAGUUUCUCGCCAGAGUCUGCCUCCCAGACUCAAGAACCCUACGGCCCUGGGGUCAUCCAGGUGGCUAUACACGGCAUCCGGUUCCUCAACAGUUUUGCCAUUCUUGACCUAUCGGCAUUUCAGUCUGUUCUUGGAGCUGAGGGCCUCUCUCUGGCGUUCCGACACAUCGUCAGCUCGCUGCUCUGGUACUGUACCCAACAUUCCUCUGAAGAGCUGCUUCACGAAGUCAUCAUCUGUGUGGGAUACUUCACUGUUAACCACCCAGACAACCAGGUGAUAGUGCAGUCUGGCCGCCAGCCCAGCGUUCUGCAGAAACUUUGUCAGCUGCCCUUCCAGUACUUCAGCCACCCACGUCUUAUAAGAGUGUUGUUUCCGACCCUCAUCUCGGCCUGUUACAACAACUCUCACAACAAGGCGAUCCUGCAGCAGGAGAUGAGCUGCGUGCUGCUGGCUACCUUCAUUCAGGACUGUGUUCCAAAUGAGAAAGACUCGGAGACUAAGAUAUAUAAGAGCGCUACCCGAUGUCUGCAGAAUGACUGCCUGCUGUCCUACCGCUUUCCAAGAGAUCAGUGGGACUCAGCCUUGCAGUUUUUCCUCAAGAAGCAGGAGGAGUGAUGGAGUUGAACUCUGUCCUCCGAAUUAAAAAAAGCACAGUUGAACAGUUGCAAAGGGUAAUUUCUUGGUGACAGUCUUUUCAUUCAGAGAUUUAUCUUUAGACUUUGUCAAAUGUAAAUAUGUCGAAGCCUUAUAUGUUGCAUCCAUUUUGAUUUCUUGGAAAUCUUGUUGAUGCAAAAGAGAAUUUGCACAAAAUGUCUUAUUUGUUCUUUACAGUGUGAACACUUUACUAUAGUCCGUUUACGGUUUAAGUUGUUUUGCAUUCAUUUGUUUCUGUUGCACAGUUAAUAGAAAUGAAACAUUUAACUAUACUGUAAUAUACAGGUUGCCAAGCAUUCUCAUCAGUGCUGUCUGUUAAUUUGUUGUAUUUUGGUGGUUACUUAUGCGUUAACUACUCCACUAUAUAUAUUUUUUUCAUCUCUUUGUAUUGCAAGGUAUUAAUUGUUGACAGGAGGAACUUACAAGAUGACAAGUGUGUUGUAUGAGCAUAAAUACUGCUCACAGAUACUCGUUACUUUAUUCAACUAGUCAGUUUACUGCUGAGUCGUUUCAAUCCAUUUUGUUUGUGCAAUUCAUAGAAAUAGGAUACAUUUAGUUAUUUAGAAUUUGCCGGUCAUUUUUAGUAGUACGGUUUCUGUUAAUUUAUUGGAUAUAGACUCAGAAUGGUUUGUUGUGUCAUUUGAAAGUUGAUGGUUCAUUUGAAAGAUAUGUGAGGUUUUUACAGUGUAAUGACAUUGUUCUUCUGCUUGUGGGAGCAAUUUACAAGUUAAUAUGUAUGUAGUAUUAGUCUAAAUAACUUAUUUUUAAGUUAUUUUCUGCACUACGUUAAAAAAAAUAGACAUUUGCUCUUCAGAUAAUUCAUUUACUGUUUGAACAUUUCAUUUGAAUCCACCUCUUCCUGUUGUGUGGUUAGUUGGGGAAAAAAACAUUUUCUUAUACUGUUAUUUAUAAUUUGCCAAUUACUUUCUGUACUGUUUCUGUUAAUUUAUUUGUUUUUGUAUCACAAGAAUCUGAGUCUUUAUGUUGCCAGUCAUACUGUUAUACAGAAAAUGUUUACGAUUUAUGUUUAAUUUCAUAAUUUGUCAUCAUUGUUUUCAUGUUGUUCAAGGAGUCAUUUACGAGCUAAUAUAUUUCAGUUAAUAAAGUUAUUCAAAAUACUA